Messenger RNA from Homarus americanus (American lobster), 1344 nucleotides. Its product is annotated as leucine-rich repeat extensin-like protein 5. The record is from RefSeq and is a predicted model, not a curated record. The annotation marks the transcript as partial. The transcript has 2 exons. Lineage: Eukaryota; Metazoa; Arthropoda; Malacostraca; Decapoda; Nephropidae.
GCAAUAAGUCAACGGCCGAUCCACACUGGUCACCGGGAGAAAACGAACCAUCGACCAGGCGCCCAGCUCGCGUGUCUAAGUUUGUGCUCAGUUGGAGAGCAGGAGACUUCAAUUUGUAUAAGGAGAGCAAACACCUUAAACUCAUCACCCGCCGGCCUGCCCAUCACCCGCCGCCUACUCAUCACCGCCGGCCUGCCCCAUCAACUGUCCGCCUUCCUAUCACCCGACGGCCUGCCCAUCACCCGUCGGCCUGCCCCAUCAACUCGGCCUGCUCCAUCACCUGGCCUUCCCCAUCACCCGCCGGCACCGUCCCAUCACCCACCGGCCUGCUCCAUCAUCACAGGCCUUCCCCCAUCACCCGCCGGCCUGCCCCUACCGCCGGCCUGCCCAUCACCCGCUGGCCUGCCCACAUCACCCGCCGUGCCUUACAUCACCAGCCUGCCCCAUCACCAGUCGGCCUACCCCAUCACCCGCCGGCCUGCCCACAUCACCCGCCGGACAAUAUCACCCAUCGGCGUACCCGUCACCCAACAAACUGUCCCAUCACCUUCGGCCUGCCCCAUCACCUACGUCCUGCCCCAACCCCCUGUUGCCCCAUCACCCGCCCGCCUUCCCCAUCACCGUCGGCCUGCCCAUCACCCGCCCGACUGCCCCAUCACCCGUCGGCCUGCCCAUCACCCGCCCGCCUGCCCAUCACCCGCCGGCCUGCCCCAUCAUCAGCCAGCCUGCCCAUCACCCGUCGGCCUGCCCCUUCACCCGUCGGCCUGCCCCAUCACCCGUCGGCCUGCCCCCAUCACCGCCGGCCUGCCCCAUCACCCGUCGGCCUGCCCCAUCACCCGUCGGCCUGCCCCAUCACCCGUCGGCCUGCCCUAUCACCGCCGGCCUGCCCCAUCACCCGCCGGCCUGCCCAUCACCCGCCGGCCUGCCCCAUCACCCGUCGGGCAUACGUCGGCCUACCCGUCGGCCUGCCCCAUCCAGCUCGCCUGCCCCAUCACCCGUCGGCCUGCCCCAUCACCCGUCGGCCUGCCCAUCACCCGUCGGCAUGCCCCACCACCGUCGGUCUGCCCCAUCAUCAGCCGGCCUGCCACAUCACCCGUCGGCCUGCCCCAUCACCCGCGGCUUGCCCCAUCACCGUCGGCCUGCCUUUCACCCCUCGGUCCCCAUCACCCGGGCCUGCCCCAUCACCCGCCGGCCUGCCCCAUCACCCGUCGUGCCCCAUCACCCGUCGGCAUGCCCCACCACCCGUCGGCCUGCCCCAUCACCAGCCGGCCUGCCCCAUCACCCGUCGGCCUGCCCAUCACCGUCGGCCUGCAACACUCUGUUAUGCACGUGAUGCUAGUAUAG